This is a messenger RNA of Eruca vesicaria subsp. sativa (arugula), 1002 nucleotides long. Lineage: Eukaryota; Viridiplantae; Streptophyta; Magnoliopsida; Brassicales; Brassicaceae. The record is from the annotation of a GenBank genome assembly.
AUGGACUCUUUACCUUCCCAACAACAACAACAACAACAACAACAACAACAACACAAUCUUGACGAUAAUAUCCAACAAACCCUAACCCACAAUCCUCAAACCGAUUCCACCGACUCAACCUCCUCCGCUCAACAACGCAAACGUAAAGGCAAAGGUGGUCCCGACAACUCCAAGUUUCGUUACCGUGGCGUCCGACAAAGAAGCUGGGGCAAAUGGGUCGCCGAGAUCCGUGAGCCACGUAAACGCACUCGCAAGUGGCUUGGUACUUUCGCCACCGCCGAAGACGCCGCACGUGCCUACGACCGUGCCGCCGUUUUCCUCUACGGGUCACGUGCUCAGCUCAACUUAUCACCGUCCUCUCCUUCUUCCGUCUCUUCUACUUCCUCCACCGUCUCCGCCGCUUCAUCUUCUCCUUCUUCCUCUUCUUCCUCCACUCAAACCCUAAGACCUCUCCUCCCUCGUCCCUCCGCCGUCUCCUCCGCCUCCGCCUUUGGUCAUUACGGUGUGCCUUUUACCAAUAAUAUUUUUCUUUCUGGUGGGACCUCUAUGUUAUGCCCUAGUUAUGGUCUUCUCCCUCACCAACACCAACAACAACAGAAUCAGAUGACGCAAGUGGGACAGUUCCAUCACCAACCGUAUCAGAAUCUUCACUCGUGUAAUAACAAUAACAAGAUGAGUGACGUGGGGCUCACAGAUGUCCCGGUUAGUAAUUCGACGUCGUUUAAUCAUGAAGUGGCGUUAGGGCAAGAACAAGGAGGAAGUGGUUGUAAUAAUAACAACAAUUAUUCAAUGGAGAAUAUGAAUUCUCUAGCUGGCUCUGUGGGUUCGAGUCUUUCAAUAUCCACGGCCGUUGUUGAUCCGGUUAGUUCUAUGGGUAUGGAUCCGGGUUAUAAUAUGGUUGGAGAUGGAUCUUCAACGGGUUGGCCAUUUGGUGCAGAAGACGAGUAUAGUCAUUGGGGGAGUAUGUGGGAUUUUGUUGAUCCCUUUUUGCUUGACUUUUGA